Molecule: messenger RNA, 4281 nt
Organism: Eutrema salsugineum
Lineage: Eukaryota; Viridiplantae; Streptophyta; Magnoliopsida; Brassicales; Brassicaceae
Product: zinc finger CCCH domain-containing protein 44
Exons: 11
Coding region: 174-4148 (1324 amino acids)
Molecular function (GO): protein binding; metal ion binding; DNA binding
Source: RefSeq, a predicted model, not a curated record
AGCGAAAACAAAAGUCCAUUUUAUUUCUCCCCCACUAGUCUUCGUUCUAAACACAUCACCCAUACUCUCCAUCAUCAUCGCCAAAAAUCCCCAAAGAACCUCAGAUUAGGGUUUCUCCUUCACUGAUUGAUCUGCCCCUACUGCUCAUAUAUAUCUCGAAUUCUUAAGUAAUCAUGGAGAAUCAGCAGAAGCAGCUCCAGCAAGGCGUGCCGGAGUUAGCUGCUCUGGCUCGUCCCGAAGAGAGUUCGGUCAGGGAUAUCGAUCUUAUGAGAGCUGAUCAAUGCGACGAGAUCGUUCCUGCUGCUCUCUCUGUACCUGCCCCGACGGUGGGCGUGACGGUGGGUGUGCCCAUUGAGCGAGAGGCCAAACUUGUUGAUGAAGCUGCCCCUGUUAAGCGAAAACGGGGCCGGCCACCGAGAGCACAUGCUAAGACGCCGCCGCAAACUCGUCCACCGCCGCCGCCGCCGCAGCGGAAGGAAGACAAGGAAGAAGAUGUCUGCUUUAUUUGCUUCGACGGCGGAGACCUCGUUCUCUGUGAUCGCCGGAAUUGCCCCAAGGCAUACCAUCCAGCUUGUAUUAAGAGAGAUGAGGCAUUCUUUCGAACAACGGCUAAAUGGAACUGUGGUUGGCACAUAUGUGGUACAUGCCAGAAAGCUUCGAGUUACAUGUGUUAUACAUGCACUUUUUCUGUUUGUAAGCGGUGCAUUAAAGAUGCCGACUAUGUGAUUGUGAGAGGUAACAUGGGUCUUUGUGGCACAUGUAUUAAGCCUAUCAUGUUGAUUGAGAAUAUUGCUCAAGGAGAGAAUGAAGCGGUUAAGGUGGAUUUUGAUGACAAGCUCAGUUGGGAGUAUCUAUUCAAGGUAUAUUGGCUUUGCCUGAAGGAAGAUCUCUCUCUAACUGUCGACGAGCUUACUAAAGCUAAUAAUCCUUGGAAGGGGGUUAUUAACACUGCUCCUAAAGUGGAGCCACGAAAUGAUCGUGCCACAGCUUAUUCUUCAGCUUUAGAUGUAGCAGUGAAUGGUACAAGAAGAAGAAGGACCAGUGAUUCCCCUACCUUACCCAGCGAAUUGGAUGCCAAAAAUCCAAGUAAUAUACCAAAGAAGCGUCCUAGAGAUACAAGCUGGGCAACAAAAGAACUCCUCGAGUUUUUGUCGUUCAUGAGGAAUGGCGAUACAUCGGUUAUUUCUCAGUUCGACGUGCAGGGUCUUCUGCUCGACUAUAUUAAGAAAAAGAAUCUUAGGGAUCCUCUUCAGAAGUCUCAAGUCGUUUGUGACCUAAUGCUUGUGAAGUUGUUUGGAAAACAGCGAGUAGGUCACUUUGAAAUGCUUAAGCUUCUUGAGUCUCACUUCCUUAUUCAAGAGAAACCGAAAGAUGAGAAAACCACGAACGGUGGAACUACUCAUGCUGUUCCUAGCCAAAUAGAAGAGGGUAGUGUUCAUGAUGCAACCGUAAGGGAUAGAAGACGGAAGAUGCGUAAGAAAACUGAUGUCAGAGUACAAAACGAAAAUCUCGAUGCAUAUGCAGCCAUUGAUGUUCACAAUAUCAACCUGAUUUAUUUGAGACGUAAAUUUAUAGAGACUCUACUUGCUGACGUCAAUAAAGUUCACGAAAAGGUGGUAGGCACAAUUUUGAGAAUAAAGGUAACUGGCAGCGACCAGAAGAUGGAUAUUCACAGGCUUGUUCAAGUUGUAGGUACAAGCAAGGCAACAUCAUCCUACCAGGUUGGCACAAAGACUACAGAUGUUAUGCUAGAAAUACUGAAUUUAGACAAGAGAGAAGUCAUCUCGAUUGAUCAAUUAUCAGACCAGAAUGUCACAGAGGACGAGUGCAAACGGCUGCGCCAGAGCAUAAAAUGUGGCCUCAAUAAACGUUUGACUGUGGGAGACAUCUUGAAGACGGCAGAAACACUGCAAGCCAUGAGAAUCAAUGAGGCUCUGAAAGCUGAGAUAUUAAAGUUAAAGCAUCUCCGUGAUCGGGCCAGUGAGAAGGGUCAUAGAAAAGAGCUUAGAGAAUGUGUAGAAAAGAUAGGGCUUCUAGAAUCACAUGAGGAACGCCAGCGGCUUCUGCAGGAAGUCCCAGAAGUUCAUACAGAUCCAAGUAUGGAUCCGAGUCAUGCAUCAGCAGAAGAUGCAGGAUUGGGUACGAGAAAACAAGAUAAUCACAUAAAGGCACAAAGUAAAGGUCCGCAGCAAAAAGGGGAUAUCCUGAACAACUUGGGAAAUAAUGCGCAGAACAAAUAUGAGGCUCCAAAUUUGCGAAGCAGAAAUGUCGUGCAUGCUGAUAAAGAUGAUUGUUCCAAGGUCCACAACAACUCAUCAAAUAUCCAGGAAACUGGUAAAGAUGACGAGGAGACUGAAAUAUGGCAUUAUCGAGAUCCAACAGGAAAGACUCAGGGAACGUUUUCUAUGUUGCAGCUCCGCAGAUGGAAGUCUAGUGGCCAUUUUCCCCCGCAUCUUAGGAUAUGGAAAACGCAUGAGAAUGAAGAUGAGUCUGUACUUCUGACUGAAGCUCUUGCCGGACGGUUUGAUAAAGCAACUGCUAUUCCAAGUUCCUCUUUGCUUCCCCAAGAACUAAAACCGUCUCCGCAAAACUCUGGACAUACUGGCGUGGAGGUGGCCUGUCUUCAGAAGAACCCUACUCCUGUCAACACCAGUACAACCUCCUCUUCGUCUUCUUCUGUUGGUGUACUUGCUAACGAUCCAAAAGAGAAACAAUUUGAGGCUCUUGAAUCUAGCUCUGGAAAAAUUGAGGAUAAUAAUUCUGUUCAUCUCCAGCCUCAAGUCAGUUGUCCGGCGUCAAUAUCUGUGGUUACAGGACAUGGGGUUACUCCUGGCCUAAGAGAAACUCCAGGAACUGAUCAAUCUAGUGCUGUGCGUGGAGAUAGUAACCAUAGCACAAUUAAUGCUGUGGAGGAUGGAACAAAUGGUGUUUCUGUUUCUAUAAACGGUUCUGUUCAUGCACCCAACCUGAAUCAAGAAAUCCAUUUCCCUGAUUUCCCCAGUCCUACACCUAAGUCGAGCCCUGAAGACUUGGAAGCUCAAGCAGCGGAGACUAUUCAGUCUCUUUCUUCAUGUGUUUUGGUCAAAGGACCAUCUGGUGUCACAUGGAGCACCACCGCCACCACAACCACCGAUGCUGCUACGACCACUUCAAGUGUUGUGGUCACUGGAGGACAAUUUCCUCAAAUAACUCAGCAGAAUGCUGUUGCUUUAGCCACACCGUCUGUGAAGCCAAUUGAUUUGCCAGCUGAUCAUGCCACAACUACUCAGAAUGCUGUUGUUUUAGCUGCACCAUCUGUGAAGCCAAUUGAUUUGCCAGCUGAUCAUGCCACAACUACUCAGACUUCAGACAACACCCAAGUGGCUCACUCGUCUGGGUGGCCGGCCAUUGUGGCUGACCCCGACGAGUGUGAUGAAUCAGUUUCAGAUCUAUUAGCCGAAGUUGAAGCAAUGGAGCAGAACGGUUUGCCGUCUUCACCUACCUCAACAUUUCACUGCGAUGACGACGAUGAUUUGACAAAAGGGCCAGAAAAAGAUUUCUUUAACCCCGUGGCACGCAUGUCCCUCACACCUGAAACAUGUAGAAUGGAUAUCUCUCAGGCGAGUAUUCUCGACAGUGUCUCUGCCGGGAAAAGCUCAAUGGUAACAGAAGCAAAAGACAGCACUUCCUUCAACCACUGCGGAACCGCUGGUACAGAGCUCCUGCUCUUUGCACCGCCAGCGCCAGCUUCAAUAAGUCACGACCUGAAUCUAACGACAACGGCUCUCAGACUGGGAUCAGAAACCACAGUUGAAGCUGGAUCGGUCGAGAGGCUUCCCAGGUCUGUUUCGGGAGUUGGUUUGGAACCGAGCCCUAGAUCAUUAUCAUCUCAUGACUCAGGCCGUGGAAACACCGAGCGCAGUCCACGGGGAAGUCAGCAAAAGAGAUCCGGUGGGCACAGCAGAGACCGGCAAUGGUGGAACAACGGUCACAACAGUAGCUUCAACAACAGUCAUAAUAACCGGCAAUGGCCAUACAGCAGUAGCCAUGGGUAUGACCAUGGAUCAGGUUCGUACGCAGCUCAUCCGCCCAAAGGGCUGAAAAUCUGUAAAUUCUAUGAGAGUGGAUACUGCAAAAAGGGUGCUUCUUGCAGUUUUUGGCACCCCUGAUUCUCUCAUUUCUUGUAUUUUGUAUUUAUUUGUUUAUUCAACACAUCUCUGAUCUCUCGAACAUCCUUUUUUGUAACACCAAAGUUUAUGUACCCAUAAGCCGCAUGUUUUAAGUAAUUAUCAAAGCUUCUUA